CAAAAGUUCCCAAAUUAAUCGUCAACAAAAAACAUGGCUACAGAAAGUGACAGCUCACAACUUUUGGAAAAAAUCUCAAAAUUAGAUAUAAAAUCGUCGAAACGAAAAAAUUCACUGGGGACGAAUUCAUCAAACGAUACCCUGGAGUACGGCCUACCGUUAAAAGAAGUAUAUAAACUAGCCUUCAGUUUUUACAAAGAAAAGGAAGGCAAGGCUGUCCAUUUUAGCUAUGAAGAUAAAUUACAGCUAGUAGCUUUUUCACAACAAGUCCUCCACGGUCCCUUGUCAGAAGCCAUAAAUAAAUUACCCCCAUUAGGAACUUUAGACGUUGUAGGAAAAGAUAGACGGUUAGCAUGGCAAAAAUUAGGAAAACUAUCAGCAGACCAAGCGAGAGCGGGGUUUGUGGAAUUAUUAAGCCGCCGAUGUCCCUUAUUUUCAGCCUAUGUUGAAGCGCACAGGAGAGAAAAGAAAGACCAAGAAAGAAAAGCGAAAGAAGAGGAAAAACGCCGAUUGAUUGAGGAGGAAGAGAGGUUGAAGAAAGAAGAGGAGGAAAAGUUAAUCCAGGAGCAGUUGACUAAAGAAGAAGCAAUCAAAAGGCAAAUUCAGCAAGCUUUAAACGAACAGACUUUUGACCAAUUUAGAAAAUAUGCCGAGCAACAAUUUCCCGGUGAUCCUGAAAAACAAGGUGCCCUUAUUAGACAACUGCAAGAUCAACAUUACAUACAGUAUAUGCAACAGUUGCACGCUGCACAAAGAGGAGAACAAAUUAAAAAGGAGAGUGAUAGCGAGAAGACUGACACUGAAUGGCAAAAUGAUUCAAAUGAAAACGGUAACUUGAAUGACUCCAAUCAAGAAUCUUCCGAAAAUACUUUAGUUCCUGCUAGUAUGUGGACUCGCUCUGGUAUUGAUGUUUUCAAACAGGCGGUAGCCCAAGCUGAAGGUGAUGGUGUGGUGAGGGUGGGGCAUGGGGAAACUGUCACUGUUAGAGUACCGACGCAUCCAGAGGGAUCACGUCUAUUUUGGGAGUUUGCAACAGAUCACUAUGAUAUUGGUUUUGGGGUUUAUUUCGAAUAUGGCACUCCCACAAGUGAUCAGGUUUCGGUUCAUGUUUCUGAAAGUGAUGAUGAAGAUUUAGAAGAUAUGGAUGAGGAUAUCUAUGAUGAGGAAACUAUACAGACUGGUGAUUUAGAAGCGGGAUCUGUUUCUGUUAAUGGUGUUUCCAAACCCCUCCUGACUGAAAUAGUGCCAGUAUAUAGGAGAGAUUGUCAGAAUGAGGUUUAUGCAGGAUCUCAUCAGUAUCCAGGACAAGGAGUGUAUUUACUUAAAUUCGAUAAUUCGUAUUCUUUGUGGAGGUCCAAAACUCUCUACUACAGAGUCUAUUACACCCAGUAAUUUAUUUUAUCUUUGUAUGAAUUGUUAAAUUUUUGAAGCUUGUGAAGUUUUCAUUUUUAUAAUGUUAGAAUAUGCUUUGAGACACUUUUACAGCGUUUGUCACUUCAGGUGCUCUUUUUUAUCUCCAAACUUUGUAAGGACAAGUAUUGAACGUAAUUUUUAUUUUGUUGAAUGUUCUCUUUUUUUCUAGUCUUGUUCUUAAAACUGAAAACUAUUUAGAAAGUAUUGUUAAGAUAAAAAAGUCUGUGGUACCUAAUGAAAUAAGAAUACAUGAUUUGUGCAAUUUUUAUGUUUAUGUAGAAUAAAUAAAAAGUAUUGUACAAAUGAA
Zophobas morio is the source of this 1720-nucleotide messenger RNA. RefSeq names its product Golgi resident protein GCP60. NCBI's taxonomy places the organism in Eukaryota, Metazoa, Arthropoda, Insecta, Coleoptera, Tenebrionidae. Bases 34 to 1392 code for a protein of 452 amino acids. Gene Ontology annotation, cellular component: Golgi membrane. The record is from RefSeq and is a predicted model, not a curated record. The transcript is spliced from 5 exons. Gene Ontology annotation, molecular function: fatty-acyl-CoA binding.